AUGCAAAACGGAAACCCAAACUACGGAAACCCGUGGUCCUCCCGGACGUCAUCGUUAGCGUCCACAACCAGCAGUAAUUUCGGCUUCUACGGGGCGUUCAGCAAAAAUCGGACUGCGGCGCCGACUUUCAGUACCAGACCGAACGGGACUGCCACCGCUCGCAGCCCCGCGCAAGUCGAUCUCCUCGGGUUCGGCGGCAACAAUCUCGUCGCGGGUGGACAACUAGUACAUCAGCCGGCUGGCGGUAGGGUCGCUCUGGUGCAACAAGCCUCGUCGCGGGCCGCGCAAACCCCAGUGGUGCAGCAGGAUCGACACCCCGUGCAACUGGCGCCGACCGUCGUUGAAAAAGGAGAUGAUCCGUUCUCGAAGGAGGUGGUGCAGCUGGGGAAAAGUGUGGUGAAAGUGAAGAAAUUGAUCGUCCCGGCGGUUACCCCGCCGGCCCCCGCACCGGCAGGAGCGGUGGCUCCUGCUGCGCGCGUCGUCGUGCAGCAGCAGCAGCAGCAGCAGCAAAAUGCGAUGAACAGUACCGACGCGCAAGGCGACACCGUGAUGGGCGAUGCUGCUUCGCCAGCGGAAGUUGUGGUCCGUAGCGCGCCGGCCGUGGAACGACCGCAGACCUCCGGGAACAAUCGCUCGUUGGCACAGCAGAUCCACCAGGCCAGCAGGCAGUUGGCAGGUAAUUAUACGAGUGCAGGCGCAAAGAGCGCGACUUCAUCUAAUACGAUUCCGACCACUAGUACGACGCCAUCAUCUACAUCUGGUACUUCCCAGCGGGUUGUCACGACUAGUGCGGCACCAACAUCCUCGUCGACUAGUACCCCUUCGACCACAACUACUACUGUUACUGCUUCUGCACCGGUGACCUAUGCGCACAACCCCGCGCAAUUGGCGUCCCGCGGUAAUACGGGAUACAUGCGCAUUAAUGCCGGGGCGGCACCGGUAUCUAUGUUAUGACUAUUUUUCGAUGCAUGGCAACAUUCUUUCGUCUUUCAGGUGUUUUGGAAAGUUUUUCAUAAUGUUCAUGUAUCUUCACGACCAUGCAGAAAUAAUCACAGCUGCAAUAUUAAAGAAAAAACCGCAGGCUGGCUCUUCCCUGACGGGCGAGAUGCACCGGUUGGGCAACGUGCUGCAGACCGGCAUGAACACUGUGACGAACUUAGAGCGCGGCGUCGCUAACCUGUCCCAGGGUCAGGAGACGAGUACGAACCUGCUUUCCGAGGUGUUCAGCCAGAAGAUGCAAGAUAUCGAAUGCAAAUAUGUCUGGGUCUGGGAGGUUGCGAAAUUUGUCAUGCUAGUCUGACAUAACUAUGAGCUCUGUAUUGCGUGGCCGCACUGAGCUCCUCUUGCCUGUCAUGCAAAAACGCUGCUACUUAUGCAGAGUACGCAACUGAAAACCAUGGAAAAACUUGUCAUGCUUGCCAGCGCAUGUGCAUGACAGUGCGCUCCCGAUUCCCUCCCUUGCAUCACAAGUUCCCAGACCCAGGCAUAUUUGCAAGCCAUACAAGAUCUGGCACAGCAGAACAAGCAGGUGUUCGACGAGUCGCUCAAGGAGCACCUGAAGCCCAUCUCGCAGAUGUGCGAGCGGAUCUUGCUGAACACCAGUCUGAUGGCUGCCGGGGCGAAGCAGAAGCAGAUUAAAACGGUGGACUACAAGAAGUUCGACCACAAGGGGAUGAAUCACGCCUCCUCUUCCCGGAAAUCCUCCCCGCGGAAACCCUUCGACAAAACCCACGAGUCCGGCUUUCCGGCCAGGUAAAUAAGAAUAACUACAACGAUGGUUUUUGUCAUGCGGAUUAUGGACGACUGGGUGUAAAUAGGUAGGAGUGGGAGUGCCAGUGAUUGCAUGAAUGAUAAUUUUUUGUUCGCAGGGCUCAUACAAAACCUGAUACAAACUGAUUUACAAAACAAGAAAUUUUUGACAAUGAUCCAUUACAGGCAGCGGGGACACAGCGACUUGAGUAACGGUUUGGGUAUUGGCGGCGGUUCCUCAAGCUCAUCGUCCUCUUUUUCCGUCUCUGCAGCUGCGCCGGCGGCAGGGGCGACCGAAAUCAUGCAUUUGCUAUCAGGUGGAUGCAAAUAUGUCUGAGUCCGGAAGAGUGCACUUGCCUGCCAUGCAUGUCCUGGAACAGAAAUCAGGUAGUCCGAAAUGCACGCAGAGCAUUACAGGUUCCGCGAGGUAGGUUUAUCAAUGCCAGCCACGCAUGAGAAAUCCGAGAUUCAUCGUGUCGUAGAAAAAGGGUCGGCAGCGUUUCGCACUGCUGCAAUACAGAUUUCUGCUCGCUACAGAAUUAGCAUGUCAAACUCGCAGUCUUCCAAGAAACCUAGAUCGAUAUUUGCGAUGCAUAGCCUGAAGAGGAGUCGGAACAGGAGCCUGAAGAAGAGUCGGAGGUUAUCAAAAGGAAAAAUCCCCCCUCCCCAUAUCAAAACGGAAAUCUGUAAGGCAGAUUUGUUGUCACAAAUCAGCUUUGUCAUGCUACACGGGAAAAGAUGCGGACUGUAGUGCUAGGUGGCGUGGCGAAGCCUUGCAUCUUCAGCAUGAGAGGAGGCAUCUGAGAGUGGGAAACAGCAUGACAAAUUGUCUGCAAACGAGGCAACGACUGCGGCUCUUGGCCUUCUAGCAUGACAAAUCGAUUUGUGACCUCAAAUACAGCAUCACAAAUUUCGUUUUCGAUAUGGGGAGGGGGGAUUUUUCCUUUCGAUAGAGGUGUCUCGGCCCCCUCUCACCGACGUCGAGAGGGGAGAAAUCUCGACAGGGGAGAUGUCGUUGUAA
Messenger RNA from Amoebophrya sp. A120, 2770 nucleotides. The record is from the annotation of a GenBank genome assembly. NCBI's taxonomy places the organism in Eukaryota, Dinophyceae, Syndiniales, Amoebophryaceae.